AUGGCGAAAAGAAUUGUUGUGGUUGGCUUAUCAUAUAUAUUCUUGGGAUUUUCAGUUAUGGGGUUAACACAAGCAUCAGCUAAGGGGGCGGACGCAUCAAUGGAACCUGCACCUGGUACUCUUAAAGUUUCAUUUUUGUCAUCGUCUAUUAUUCCCGUCUUCAGGAAAGCCCGGGUGGACCCAACGCUGGACCUUGGGGAAUCCCAGCUCCUGGACUCGUCGGCCGCUCGCCACAAGGCUGCUGUCCGGCCCAAAAAGAACCAUCCCAAGACCAGACCUAAUGGGACCAAAGAACCUGACGAAAGAUGGCUGGUGCGCGUGGUGGAAGACGUGCAGGCGGGCGAGCUGCGCACGCGCACGGGGCUCGUGCCCGCGCGCCUGCUCGCCGAACAGAAGGCCAAGGAGCAAGACCAAACAGCUCUCGCGGCUAGGAGGCAGGCCGUGGUCCGCGAACUAAUCGAGACAGAGGAAGAGUUCGGACGCGACAUGCUGCAGGUGGUCUCCCGCUACAUGAAGCCGGCGGACAAGAGCUGCACGCCCAAGCCAGUGUUCGACAAUCGAGAGCUGCUGUUCUCCAACUUCAGACAGAUCUGCGAGUUCCAUAACACGAUGUUGCUGGAAGGCAUAAAAUAUUACGCAUCGGAGCCCCGUAUGCUGGGCCGCGCCCUUCUACGCAUGGAGCGCGAAUUUGACAAACAUGUGGCGUACUGUCGCGACGAACCGCGAGCACAACACUUACUAGCCACGGACCCAGUCGUCAACAAAUACUUCCAGGACUUGGCUGAUAAUCUCGGCGACGAUAAAGGCAUCACCGAGCAUUUGAAACUACCCAUACAACGGAUUAACGACUACCAACUACUUCUCAAGGAACUGGUGAAGUAUUCCAAACGUCUAGGCGACGACUGCACAGACCUCCAGAAGGCGUUGGACCUCUUCCUCUCCGUGCCAAACCGUUCCACAGACAAUAAAUUCAUUGCGAGCAUCGAAGGCUACCGGGGGAACAUCUACAAGUUAGGGCGUUUGCUCACCCACGACUGGUUCACUGUCACCGACGAGGAAGGGAAAACAAAGGAGAGAUAUCUCUUUCUCUUUAAGGCUAGGAUCCUCAUUUGUAAAGUCAAGAGGGUCUCCGAAGACCGGUCCGUCUUUGUUCUCAAAGAUAUCAUCAAGCUCCCAGAGGUUGAGGCCAAGGACCAUCCUGGCGAUCCAUUGAGGUUCGACUUACAUCAGAAAAAUCCACCAUUGAGCAUUACCCUCGCAGCUCACAAAGAAACUGUAAAGACCAACUGGCUCGCAGAAAUUAAAUUAAAUGCCAGUGACGUUGUUGCUUUAGCUGAACACGCUGCAGACGAUCUCCAAGUAGUCUCACCACAACGUGUUGUCUCUCCUGAACCUCAAGGAGAUAAAAAGAAGAAGAGGGAACACGAAGCUGAACAAGAGGUUCAAGAAAAACGAUCACGUGUCGAGGAAUCUGAAGUUGCCCAAGUAACUUCAAAAGAAGAAAUACAGCAGUCGACUACUAAGAGAAAAGCUUCCACAGAAACUGAGGUAGCGACUAAAAUAUCCAAAUCGGAAAUCACAGAAGUUUCAUCGGUCAGUGAAACCCAAACAUCGGCUGUUAUUAGUAGUGUCAAAAGUGAAGUUACAUCGAGUGUAGAAUCAAAGACAUCUGUAACAGUUGAAAAUUCAAAAAUUUCCGAAAGCCCUCAGUCUGCAUCGCAAUCUACACAACAGACCGUUAUAGCUGCAGCUUUGAUUGACAAAAAAGAAGCUAUAUCAUCUGCUACAGUUGUAUCGGCAGUAGCUCAAGAAGACAAAAAGUCAUCUGAGACCUUAUCAGUCACAGAAAAGGCGGUGGUUGAUCAGAAAACACAGAAAACAUCUGAACAAGAAUCUAAAUCAACAUCUGUUGAACAAAGCUUACAAGCUUCAACCGUAGAACAGAGAUCAACAGCUGAAUCUAUCCAAAAAAAAUCAUCAUCGAUCAAACAAGCUGAAGCUACUCAACAAGCUACUACUGAAACAAAAUCAGCUGUUCAAGAAACUGUAAGCCAAGAGUGUGCCCAGCAGGUGAAAGUCGCUGAAGCGGCAACAGUAGAAAAACAGAUUAAACAAACUGUUACUCAAAAAGCACAAGAGACUUCUCAAACUACAGAAGUAGCCGCCAAGUCAGCCAGCGUACAAGAGACAUCAAUUUCACAAAAAACUCAACAAUCGUCAGUUGACCAGCAGAGUGCGUUAGUUACAUCGUCAGAGAGUGUUGUACAAUCUAGCUUGGAAGCAAAGAAGGUCGUCAGCUCAGCUGGCGGGGAUUCUACAACAAGUGUUGCCGCCAAAAGUCAAACUGUAACCGCCGAGCAAUACGCCGACGAAGAGAUGUCAAGGUAUAGUCGCAGUUCGCGACUCUCUGGAGAAUACUCCAGUAGUCGAAAGUUAUCAAGCUAUGAGUCAUCAUCAUCAAAUUAUGAUAGUUCCGGGGUAUCCUCUUACUCCCGCCGUGAGAGCGGCUCCCGUGUAGAAGGUUCGAAGUAUGAAAUCGGAGGCACCGAAGGAAGCGCUCUUUCCCGCAUCGAAUCUAAAUACUCUAGUGCUAGAGGUGGUAUUGAAUCUAGCAGCGACUCAAGCUACAACACCGCUAGCAAACUCGAUAGCAUUGCGUCGAAAUACGGAAUCGAAUCCAACUACGAAGCUUCGAGUAAAAUCGAUAGCAUCGCGUCCAAGUAUGGUAUCGAAUCUUCCAACAAUGAAGCUAAAAUAGAAGGUCGCAGCUCCAAGUACAGUCUCGAGACUAGCCUUGAUGGUGACAAAGGAUUUUCAUCCAAGUCCGAGUCUCGAUAUGAAAGCAUCAAAGACGGCAAUUACUCUUCGGAGAGUCAGUAUUCCAAAACCGCUGUUGCUAACGGUUCUGUGAGCAACACAGAUUACCAAUCGAUGAGGUCUAUUUCUAAAUCGGCGUCUCAAGAUGGCAGGCCCGUUUUCACGAAAACCUUGGAAGGCCAAAACAUUGAGCCGGGUGAAAACGCCGUGUUCGAAUGUGCUCUCCGCGAGUCCACGGAUUCCGUUAAAGUGACCUGGCUGAAGGACAAUAAGCCGCUUACGGACAGGCUUAUGGACCGCGUCGCCAUUUCUACCGAGACCGGACACCAUAAGUUGGAACUUAUGCAUUGCCGCGAAGACGAUUCUGGAUUGUACACCGCAAGGGCUGAAAAUGUUAAAGGGAACACCCAUUGCACGGCUCAGUUAGUCGUCCACGAGUUGACUGCAGAAGAGAGGAGAGAAAGAAACGCAUUGAACGCACCUUAUUUUUUGGUGGCGUUAAAAGAUACUGAAAUCCUGGAAAACACUUACUUGCGUUUCAUGGUAAAAGUCAAAGGCGAUCCCAACCCUGAUGUGAAAUUCUUCCGCGACGGUAAAGAGAUAGUGAGCUCGUCGGACACCGACCGUGUUUCCAUCAUAAGGACGCGCUCAGACAAGGGCUGCUAUGAACUGGUAAUCGCCGACGUCAACCAAUCAGAUGCCGGCAUCUACUCCUGCAAGGCCAUCAACAUAUACGGUGACGUCAGCUCUGAAGCUAAAGUCACUGUAGUAGAUGACAAGAACAUCUUCUUCGAGUUGGCACCUGGAGGUGAAGGCCUUUUGGCCAAGGGUGAGAAGCCGUCGUUCUCUUGGAAACGGGAUGGACAGCCGUUUGACCCCGAGGAAAGGUUUAAGGUUCUGUUGGGUGACGAUGAGGACUCCUUAGCGCUGGUCUUCCAACACGUGAAGCCCGAAGAUGCUGGGCUCUAUACCUGUGUCGCUAAAACCAGCACCGGGAACAUUUCCUGCUCCGCUGAGCUUACCGUGCAAGGCGCGGUAAAUGAACUCCAUCGCGAGCCGGAGAAGCCCCGCCUCGUAAUCGAGCACCGCGAGGCGAUCGUAUCGGCCGGCGCUUCGGCUAUGCUCGAGUUACAGUGCAAAGGAUACCCAAAACCUUCAAUCGUGUUCAAGCAUGACGGCAAAAUUAUUGAGGCAGAUACAAGGCACAAGUUCCUAUACGAAGACGACGAGAGUAUGUCGUUGGUAAUCAAGAACGUAAGCGCCGCAGAUGCUGGUAUAUACCACGUGACCGCUUCCAACGAACUCGGAGAAGACUCCACCACGAUGCAGCUUAUAGUUAAAGCCGCGCCCAAGAUCAAGAAGAAGGUCGAGAACCAAACUUGCAUGGCCGGCUCAACUCACACGGUGACCAUAGAGAUUGAAGGCACUCCCGCGCCCGAAGUACAAUUCUAUAAAGACGGCGUAGAGAUCAAGAGCUCGGAUCGCGUACAAAUCGUAAAGGAAUCAGACGAGGUGUACAAGAUCAUCAUUAAAGAUGCCAAGCUUACUGACACCGGAUCGUAUUCGAUCGUCGUCAAGAACGAAGUGAACCAGUGCUCGGAGUUCUGGCAAUGGCAAGUGACGUCACCGCCUCGCAUCACCAAGAAACUUGGCGAUUCAAUCGUCUGCAGCGAGAAAGAGACAGUCACCUUCCAGAUAGAGACAGAGGCUGAGCCCGCGCCUACUGUUAAAUGGUUCAAGAACAAGACAGAGCUGGUAGAGUCUUCCUCCGUGAAGAUCAGCGAGUCUGGCAAGGCUCACUCUUUAGUGAUUACAUCGGCUGCGCGCGCAGACGCUGGCGAAUAUUCGUGCGAGAUCCGCAACAUCCACGGUUCUGCGUCUGAUUCGUGCAAACUAAACGUUCGCGGCGCUCCGAUGUUUACCAAGAAAUUGACAGAUAUGACCGCUAACGAAGGAGACGUCAACGUUGAAUUCACAGUCAACGUAGAAGCCUACCCCGAGCCCAGUGUGAGAUGGUACUUGGGCGACGUCGAAAUAACUGAGAAAAAGUCAGUAUUUAGCCGCGUAGACAGCGGAUCUACUCACAAACUGAUCCUGAAGGAAGUGUCUGCUGAAUACUCCGGCCAAUACUCGUGCCGCGUCGCCAACGAACUAGGAUCUGACCAGUGUCAUGCCACCUUCACUGUUAACAGGAAGCCUCGUUUCACCAAGAGUCUUGUAGACAUGACGGUAGAUGCCGGCACCACCCUGAAGAUGGAGGUGGAAGUGGAAGGUUGCCCAGAACCCAGGGUCCGGUGGUUCAAGGACGGCAGGGAAAUGACCACCGACGCCAGAAUCAAGAUCGAGAGAGAUACCAAGAGAUUGGAAAAUUACCACCUUACCGUAAAUUUGGUGAAAGAAGAAGACGGCGGUGAAUAUGAGGUCAGGGCCGAAAACGAAAUGGGAAGCGUCUCAUCUAAGAGCACCGUCACCGUACACACGAGAGAAGUACAUUCGAGAUUAAAGAAGGAGACUCUUGUCGAAAAUGAACUCGAAGACGAAAGCAAAGCUAUAAAACAAGCUAUCGAAGAACCUGUGGACAGUGGCGAAAAGAAAAAAGCUGACAAAGGAAAAACGCAGCCAGAGGAAGCCGAAGAAAAGUCAUUUUGGGAUGACAUCAACGAAGAUAGUGUUAAAAAAGUCACCGUCGAUGACGUAGAUACUCCAACUCCAGGAAAGGCAAACAAAUCCGUGACUGAACCCGAAGUUGCUGAAGAGAAAUCGAUUUGGGAUGACGUUGAUGAUGACGGGCAACCUAAAAAACUUAAGGUCGACGAUGUUGACAAAUCAACUCAAAACAAAGGUAGAAAAUCUGUAACAGAACCAGAAGUCGCUGAGGAAAAAUCAUUUUGGGAUGAGAAUCACAAUGAACAGAAUAAGAAACCAGUAAUAGAGGAGAUCAGUACUGAUAAACAAGCGGGCAAGAAGUCGAUUACAGAGCCUGAAAUCAUCGAAGAAGUCACAGCACCUGAAGAACUUUCGUCUUCUAAACGUAAAUCAAUUAAAAAAGCUGCCCUCAAAGAAGAGCCUUUGAGUGCUGAAAUCGAAGGCCGAGUUUUCGAAACAGUAACCACGUUCAAGACAGGCGAUGACGGCUCCAUUAUUAUGUCUAAAUUCAGCAGCACAAAGUCUCACGGCGCUAUUAUAACAGGUCCGGCCGAAACGCGCACGUUACACAAAAUGACAUCCUCUGCCGUUUAUUAUGAUGAUGAUGAUGAAUUCGAUGGCAGGAAAAUAAUACACCCUACUAAACCACAUACUACUUCUUUAGAGGUAGAGGAAAUUGCCAGUCAUAGCUAUUUCUUGUCUGACUUGGGGUCCUACACAAUACCCGAUCAUGUGAGGAGGGGCACAUAUGGUAUUAUAGAAGAACCGCUAACAGAUUCGGAAGCUGAAAAUAAUUCAAGGUCUGGAAGACAGUAUUCCAAUAGAACAAUAUCGAUAAUGUCUAUGUCAGAAGACGAGAUGAGUUGGCACAACGAACCACUCUCAUCUAGAGAAAUUUCAAUUGAGGACCUCUCGAAAUCUAUAUUCGACAUUGAUGACACCAAAAAAGUUUAUAGUAAAGAUUCGUAUGUCCGAUCAUCUUCUUUCAAAGAAGACUAUUUCACUGAUGGGGGAGAAGAAGAAUCUUACAUAUACAAAGAAAAAAAUCAUCAAGUAUACGAGAAUGAUAUCACAGAUAGACUUAUAAACAUUUCGAAAGAAUUUGACGAAUACGAAAUCAAAUCUGUAGAUAAUAAGAUCGACGAUGUUAAAAAUCGUAUAAUGGAAGAAUUUGUACUGGGGCCUAUGAAAAAUAUUGAAAAUAUCACGAAAAAUGUCACUGAAUCUACUGUGGAAAGGAGAAAGAAAAUAGAUUCGAAAUUAUUUAGCGUGGUGGAGGAAGAAAAUGACGAUGAAUUAGAAGCCCUACUAAAACGAAGCCAAAGGCAGAGGAGCAUACUCGAUGAUAUCAUUAAUCAAGAAGAAGAAAAAGCACCCCCCAAACUCGGCGAGAGUAAUAUGAAAGACGGCAGUGCGGUCGAAGGACUGCCUCUAGUGUACACAGUGCAAGCUUCAGGCCAUCCCAAGCCUGCGGUCCGUUGGCUGCUCAACGGCAAGGAAAUGAAACCCAGCGGCAGAAUACAAAUUUCAAACGAUGGUGAACUUUAUAAGCUGGUAGUCGAGAAAGUAGACUUGAAGGAUGCCGGCAAAUGGCAGUGCGAAGUCAGCAAUGAUCUCGGCAAACAAGUGCUACAAGCUGAACUCUCUGUGACACCGGCGAGCGAUUACCGCAAGCCAAUGUUCACUUCGCCACUGGAGGCUCAACGCGUGAUGCAGCGCGAACCCGUGACCCUUCGAGCCGUGUGCACCGCUGAUCCACUGCCCCACGUGGCAUGGUUGCUUAACGGCGUAGAGAUCAAACCGAGUGCCGCAAUCAUUCCCAAUAUGGAGUCCACACCCAUUGAACAUGGAUUGAACGAAUGCGUAUUCACACUUACCAUUCCGUCAGGUCGCCAUACCGAUACUGGCAUGUACACAAUUCAAGCCAAGAAUGAGUAUGGAGUAGGCGAGAGUUCUGCGAGACUAGAUAUACUGCUGCGACCAGAAUUGGAAGGGCUUCAUGACGUCACCGCUGUGCCUUUCGAAGAAACCACCUUCGUGUGCAACAUGCGAGCCAAUCCUGUCGCUGAGGUCAAAUGGAGCAAGGAUGGCUUCGUGAUCCAGCCAUCGCCUCGCCACGAGAUAAUAGAGGACGUUCCUGCGGAGACCUACAAACUGGUCGUGAAGGAUGUCAGCGUGGAAGACGCUGGGCUUUAUACUGUCACCGCUACCAAUGAGAUCGGCGAGGCGUCUAUGCAAGCCCGCCUGUCAAUUCAUACCGGCGAACCAGUGUUCACGAAACCACUUCAAAAAGAAACCGUGAAAGACUACGAAGACGUCGUAUUACGCGUGCGUUGCGACGGCAUUCCCAAGCCUCAAGUACUGUGGUACCGCGACGGGAAACAGAUUGAGAACGAUGACCGCCAUACUAUAACUACUCAAGUCGGCGGUCAGGUGGACAGUGAACUCGCUAUCAAACACUUCAACUCCAGCGACGCUGGCAAGUACAAAGUACGUGCGGUGAGUCUAGCGGGUGAAGCGGUGUGUGAAGCAGAAAUAUCUCUUGCACGAGGAACGCCGGGAUUCGCUCACAAACUGGAGCGACAGAAAGACGUAGACGAAGGAGAACCGCUCGAACUAAAGGCCAAACUCGAUGGGAGCCCGCUUCCGAAGGCCACAUGGUACAAAGACGGUGUAGAACUACCUUCAAACGACUCGCGCAUCAUACAGACCGCCCUACCCGACGGCACGGUGAAGCUGAGCAUCGAACGCGCGACCCCUGCCGACUGCGGCGCCUACAAGCUGGUCAUCUCCAAUCCGCACGGAGAAUCCUCCGCCUUGUGCGCAGUCGCUGUUAAUCCAACGCCCCGUAAACCAUCCUUCAGCCAGGAGUUGGAAGACACGAAGGCGGUGAUAGGCCAGCCGCUCAAAUUGGAGGCGCGAGUGAUGGCCUACCCCGCGCCCGAGGUCAAGUGGUUCAAAGACGGUCUUCCGAUCCGUCCGUCGCAAGCGGUGAACUUCAUCAACCAGCCGGGCGGGGUCGUCGGCCUGAGCUUAGACGCGGCGCGCCCUGAAGACGCUGGCGUCUACGAACUAACUGUGGCCAAUAAGCUGGGCCAGGUAUCGUCUAAAGCCAAGGUCGAGGUCACGCAGAAGGAACGCAAGCCUGCCUUCCUCGCAGAAUUGAUGCCGGCAACUGUCAUCGAGGGAUUCCCCGCGCGACUCGAGGUCAAGCUGCUGGGACAUCCCCCGCCUUUGGUUAAAUGGACUCACAACGGCAAGGAGAUAGUGCCGGACGGCACCCACAUCCGGCUAGUUUCCCAACCGGACGGCACUCACGCGCUACUCAUAGACAAGGCGGGCGCAGCUGACGCCGGGAAGUAUUCCGUCAUCGCGACCAACGACAAGGGAGAAGCCACUUCCACUGCCGACCUUAAUGUUGCCAAACGCGCGGACGAGACUUCGCCCCAAGAACGACCACGUUUAAUCCACGGAUUACGCGAAACUACGGCCGAAGAAGGUCAAACUCUGACCCUUUCCGCGCCUAUAGUAGGCAACCCUGUACCCGACGUUAUAUGGACCAAGGACGGACAGCCAUUAACACCCAGCGAUCGGGUACUGCUCACCUGUGACGGUAAAAGGGUGGGCUUAGAGAUCAGCCCUGUGGAACUCCCCGACGCGGGCGUAUACGGUGUGAAGUUAGUCAACCCUCUGGGAGAAGAUUCUUCGGAAGGACCCGUACACGUACGAAAAGUUUAUUCGCCACCUACCUUCUCGCAGAAAUUCACCGACUUGCAGCAGUUGCCGACUUUCGACGCGAAAUUCCCAGCUCGAGUACUCGGUGUCCCAUCUCCUGAUAUCACGUGGUAUAAGGACGGUGUCCCACUUCGCCAUACUGACAAAUACAACAUCAAGCGGGACGGAGACGCUUGUUGUUUGUACGUUCGUGAUUUGACGCCCGAAGACGCGGGACAAUACAAGUGUGUUGCUAAGAAUAGAGAAGGAGAAGCUUCUUGUGAGGCAGCUUUGGAUGUCGUCGAUAAGAUUGCAAGGAAACAGAGGAUAGAACCACCAUCGUUCCUUAAGAAGAUCGGUGACACGGAAGUGCUACGCGGCAUGAGUGCCAAGUUCACCGCCUGCGCUACUGGCAGCCCCGAACCAGACGUCGAGUGGUACCGCAACGGCGACCGUCUGUUCCCUUGCGAGCGUAUCCGCAUGGACAAGGAAACGACGGGAUUGCUACGGAUGACAAUUAGCGGCGUGGACCAAAGCGACGUCGGCACUUACUCCUGUCGCAUUUACAACCCACACGGCGAAGAUACUUGCAGUGCUCAACUUACAUACGACACUCUGGAACCUCCAACGCAGAGGAAACCGCUAGCGGAUCAGUACUCGGACUUCGAUAAAAUGAAGAAGACCGGGAUACCGAUGCCGCUGGCAGAUAAGCCAAUCAUAUCGCGGAUGACGGAUAGGCAUCUGACACUAUCCUGGAGGCCUUCUAUUCCACAUGGACCACGCUUCCCUGUCACCUACCAGGUGGAGAUGUGCGAAGUGCCCGACGGUGAUUGGUUCACAGCGCGCACAGGAUUACGUUCUUGCGCUUGCGACAUUCGCAACCUUCAACCUUUCCGCGACUACCGAUUCCGAGUGCGGGUAGAAAACAAAUACGGGGUCAGCGACCCCUCGCCGUACGCGCAAACCCAUCGUGCGAAACUAGAACCGGAUCCACCGAAAUUCGUGCCUUACUUGGAACCAGGCAUCGACUUCCGGCCAGAAACUUCCCCGUACUUCCCGAAAGACUUUGAUAUAGAAAGACCACCUCAUGACAACUACGCUCAAGCGCCAAAGUUCUUACGCCAAGAAUACGACUCUCAGUACGGCGUCAAAGGGCACAAUGUGAACUUAUUCUGGUUCGUCUACGGAUACCCUAAGCCGAAGAUGACGUACUUCUUCAACGAUGAACCUAUAGAGAUCGGCGGCAGAUACGAUUGGAGUUAUACGAGGAACGGACAGGCUACUCUGUUCAUCAACAAGAUGUUGGAACGCGACGCUGGAUGGUAUGAAGCCGUAGCUACCAAUGAGCACGGCCAAGCCCGUCAGAGAGUGCGGCUAGAACUGGCAGAAUAUCCUACCUUCAUACGCCGCCCUGAGGAAACCGUCGCCUUGCAGAGAAGAACUGUGAGAAUGGAAGCCAGGGUCACUGGAGUGCCUUAUCCGGACAUCAAAUGGUACCGGGAUUGGCAGCCUUUAGCACCCAGCGCUAGGGUCAAGAUCCAGUUCAUCGAGCCUGACACCACUGUGCUGACGAUCCACGACGUAAUCCUGAAGGACGAAGGUCUAUACUCGGUGUCAGCACGGAACGUAGCCGGUGCUGUCAGCUCAUCCGCCAUGCUUCACGUAGAGGAAGAUGAACACCAGUAUUCUGACAGGAUUCGCGAGCACCCGCCCCGCGUGAAGCCGAGCACGAAGCCGUUCGGCGAUUUCUACGAUCUCGGCGACGAACUGGGACGUGGUGUGCAGGGCGUCGUCUACCACGCGGCUGAGCGGCUGUCCGGCCGCAACUACGCCGCCAAGAUAAUGCACGGCCACUCGGCACUGAAGCCGUUCAUGAAGAACGAAUUGGACAUUAUGAACUUGCUCAACCACCGCAACUUGGUCCGUUUACACGACGCCUAUGAGCACGAUCAUACCGUAGCCCUAGUCACAGAGUUGGCUGCAGGCGGAGAAUUGGUUAGAGACCGUUUGCUAAGAGGACCGGGUUAUACUGAGAGAGAUAUAGCCGGAUAUAUCAGACAGCUGCUGAGAGGUUUGCAGUACAUGCAUGAGAAUAGCGUCGCACAUUUGGGACUCACGAUCGGUGAACUCCUCCUGUCCCACGCUGGCAGCGACGAGCUGAAGAUAUGCGACUUUGGCCUCUCCCGCCGCAUCCAAUUCAAUAAGCACGCGGCUUUGGAUUACGGAAUGCCUGAAUUCGUAGCCCCGGAAGUGGCAUCAGGUGAAGGAGUUUCUUACGCCGCCGAUAUGUGGAGUGUGGGCAUCAUCACCUAUAUCCUGCUCAGUGGACACUCGCCUUUCAGAGGCGCUAAUGACAGGGAGACCCUCACCAAGAUUAGGGAAGGAAAGUGGGAAUGGCACGACGAGGAGUGGUGGUCUCGCCUAAGCCGCGAGAGUCGGGACUUUAUCACCAAACUCUUGAAAUUCAACUGGCACGAACGUAUGGAAGUAAAGCAGGCGUUGGAGCACCCCUGGCUCAACCUCGCCGACAAGAUCUACCAAGAAGAGUACCAGAUAACUACUGACCGACUGCGCAAUUACUACAACCUUUACAGGGAUUGGACGGCGAACGCGCAAUGCCGCACGUGGUUCCGGCGCCGGCCGCUGAGCGGCGCCUUCGACCACCCCUCCAAGAUGGUCUACCCGCCUGGAGAGAUCUAUACACCUGAAGGCACGCCGGAAAGGGACAGAGGGUCACACGACCGCACAUCCGCACCGUUCGACCUCAACUUCAAGCAGUGGGAACACCCCGACUGGGAAGUCUCCGCCAAGUCUGAGAGCCACUACCAGAACGGGCCUGAUACGUAUCUACUGCAGCUGCGGGAUGUACAAUUCCCGGUGCGACUCCGCGAAUACAUGAAAGUGGCUUGCAUUCGCUCACCAGGGUACAGUCUCUCUGUACAUGACACGUACGAUCCGAGGACCCCGAUCAUUCGCGAGCGUCGUCGCUUCACCGACAUAAUGGACGAGGAAAUAGACGACGAACGCCGUGACCGCAUCAACAAUUACGGCACAGAAUCCUACACUAUCAGACGCUUACGUCACGAACUCGGCACUAGACUUGACUCGUACGCAGAAGCCCAAGCUUUUAUGGAGUCUAAGAAAGACGGGCAGCUGCCUUUCUUCCGCGAGAAACCCCAACUUUUACCAAUCAGAGAAGGCGAGCCCGGCCAACUGUCCUGCUUGGCCGUCGGAGACCCCAAACCUUCGGUCCAAUGGUUCAAAAAUGACAUGGUUCUUGCCGAAGGACAGCGCGUGAAAAUAACAGAAGACGAAGAAGGCCGCUCCACUCUUAGUUUCAACCCCUCCAUGCACCACGACGUCGGAUACUACAAAGUGGUCGCCCGCAACAAAGUCGGACAAACUGUAGCCCGAACGAGAAUAGUGGAAGCCACGACCCCAGACUCUCCUGAUAGCCCCGUCGCUGCAGAAGUAUCAGAUACUGAAGUUUUACUGCGGUGGAAGCAGCCGAAAUAUGAUGGAAACUCUCCCGUUGUUUGCUACGGCCUCCAAUAUAAAGAAGGCGAUAGUGUAGAAUGGAAGAGCGUCGCCGAUAAUAUUGAUCACGAAUUCUUCGUGGUAAGAAACUUGAAACCCGAUACCAGCUACCAGUUCAGACUAUCUUCAAGGAAUAGGAUCGGAUGGAGCGACAAAGGCAUACCCACGCAGCUUGUGAAAACUAAAACUUCUGGAGCGCCGAAAAUAGAAGUGACCAAAGCGAUGAAACACUUGCAGCAGAUCACCGAGUCUGGCCAAGAAGUGGUUCUCGAAGAGGAGAGGCCGAAGCUCAACUACGCCAUCGAGGAGAACCCCAUCGAAUGGGAUUCGACGGACGCGUUUACUGAACGCUACAGCUUCAUAUCGGAACUGUGGCGCGGCAAGUUCUCCAUCGUCAUCAAGGGGGUGGACAAGCGGAACGACAACGUGGUCGUGGCGAAGAUUCUGGAAAUGCGACCCGACACUGAAGUUCAGAUUCAAAGGGAGUUCGAAUGCUUGAGACGGCUAAGGCACGAGAGGAUAUCGAAUUUGUUGGCCGCCUACCAAGCUCCUGGCUCCCCUGUUGCCGCUCUUAUACUAGAGAAACUCCAAGGAGCGGAUAUCCUCACAUAUUUGUCCAGCAGACACGAUUACACCGAACAAAUGGUAGUGACAAUUGUCGAGCAGAUCCUAGACGGUCUUCAGUACUUGCAUUGGCGCGGUUACUGCCAUUUAGACUUGCAGCCUGAUAACGUAGUGAUGGCGUCUGUGAGGUCGAUUCAAGUCAAACUGAUAGACUUCGGGUCAGCCCAUAAAGUCACCAAGCUCGGAACGAGUGUGCCUCAGGUCGGCGAACUGGAAUACAAAGCACCUGAAAUAAUAAACGACGAGCCGGCUUACCCUCAAACGGACAUCUGGUCCGUGGGUGUUCUCGCAUACAUUAUGCUGUCUGGUGUGUCGCCGUUCCGAGGCCAAGACGACCAGGAGACGAAGCAGAACAUCUCCUUCGUGCGGUACCGAUUCGAGCACUUGUACAAGGAGAUCACGCAGGAAGCGACCCGUUUCCUGAUGUUCCUAUUCAAGAAAGUCCCACUGAAGAGACCUUCAGCCGAGGAGUGCUACGAUCACCGCUGGCUCACGCAUAGCGACUUCAUGAUCAGAAAGAGGGAAAGGGCCGUAUUCCUCGGCAAUAGGCUCAAGGAAUUCUCCGAAGAGUAUCACGAAAAGAAAUCCCGCGAGGCGUCACAAGCGGACACGGUAUCUGCAGCGUUCGGGAAAGUGUCCCCGAGGCACAUCACUCGCUCCAAUAGCAUCCAAGAAGAACUGCUCACCAACUUCUCUAGCCAAUAA
Molecule: messenger RNA, 14043 nt
Organism: Chilo suppressalis (striped riceborer)
Lineage: Eukaryota; Metazoa; Arthropoda; Insecta; Lepidoptera; Crambidae
Source: the annotation of a GenBank genome assembly